Fusarium keratoplasticum is the source of this 1503-nucleotide messenger RNA. RefSeq lists its product as uncharacterized. The transcript has 5 exons. Gene Ontology annotation, biological process: transmembrane transport. NCBI's taxonomy places the organism in Eukaryota, Fungi, Ascomycota, Sordariomycetes, Hypocreales, Nectriaceae. The record is from RefSeq and is a predicted model, not a curated record. Bases 1 to 1503 code for a protein of 500 amino acids. Gene Ontology annotation, cellular component: membrane. Gene Ontology annotation, molecular function: transmembrane transporter activity.
AUGUUGGACUCUACGGUGCCUAGGAAGCAGUGGUGGAAGAUUCAGUGGUAUGCUGAUGAUGACACGCCUGAGGAGCGAAAGUUCAUCAUCAAACUCGACCUUAUCGUGGUGCCCUAUGCUGUUCUCGCCUACUGGGUCAAGUACAUUGACCAGGCAAACCUGAACAAUGCCUACGUCGCCGGUAUGAAGGAGGACCUGAACUUUUACGGUAACGAGCUGGUCCAGCUGCAGACCAUGUACACCGUGGGAGCAGUCGUAGGCAUGCUGCCGUUUAUGUUCCUCUUCACAUACAUCCCCAUGUAUUGGACCAUUCCCUUCAUGGAUAUCAUGUGGGGAGUUUUCACGCUUCUGCAGUAUCGCACACACUCAUUUGCCGAGGCUGCUGCGUAUAGAUUCAUGGUUGGCUUCUUUGAGGCUGCCUUCUUCCCGGCCAUGCACUACGUUUUCGGUUCUUGGUAUCGCGGCCACGAAAUCGCACGACGUGGCGGCAUCUUCUAUGUCGGCCUCAACCUCGGUACUCUAACCGCCGGCCUAGUCGCAUCCGGAGCCUCCCACCGACUCGAGGGCGUCAACGGUUUAGCCGGCUGGCGAUGGAUGUACAUCAUCUGUGCCCUAAUUACCUUUCCCGUUGGCAUACUCGGCUACUUUCUCCUUCCUGGCACCAUCGACCAGCCGAACCGUUGGAUCCUCAACGACAAGGAUAUUGAGAUUGCUAAGCGACGACUUGAGAGUAGUGGCCAUGUUACGCAUGGUACUUUCAAGGUUGGACAUUUGAAAAAGAUCUUUUUGAGUCCUCAGUUUUGGACUGUUAUUCUCGUCGAUGUUCUCUUUUGGAAUGCUGGAAUCCAUAAGAGUACAGGAAGCUUUCUCCUAUGGAUCAAGAGUCUGAACAAGUACAGCCCGGCCAAGGUCAACGAGCUAGGUACCAUCGCACCAGCCUUGGGUAUCCUGUAUAACCUCGUCGCCUGCUUUGCUUCUGAUCUCAUCCUUGGACCUGCCUGGGCAAUGACCGUGGCCUCGACAAUUAACGCCAUCGGCUUGAUCAUGUUGGUCGUUUGGAACAUCCCCGAGGCAGCCAAGUGGUUUGCCUUUUCAACCAUGUACUGGUCGAACGCUUUAUCCAGCGUUUUCCAUGGAUGGGUGAAUACCUUGCUUCGCGACUCUCCAGAAGAACGGUCGUUUACUCUCGUCUUGAUCACUAUUAUUGCGCAGUCUUCAACGGCUUGGACUCCAUUGCUUACCUUUCCGACUGUUGAAGCACCUUCAUAUCCAAAGGGCUUUUCGUUCUGUCUUGGCUGUGCGUUGGCACUUAUUGCUUCGACUCAUGUUUUGAACCAGUAUAUCAAGCGCAAAGAGGCAAAGAAAAAGAUCGGAACAAGGGAUGAGGAGGAAACGAGAGGAAAUACUCCAGUGCAGAAUGAAGAAGCUUCGGAUGAUACAGAUUCUGGCAAGGAUGCGGGUUCAAAGGUCUAUGCGACAGCUGUUGGCCCGUCGCGCAGUUGA